UUUUAAAAACCAAUAUAAGUAAAACAGUUGUGUUGGAUCUCCGCCAGAUUUAGACCUGGUGUAAGGACCGUUUGCCCGUGUGUUGUGAGUAAAUGUUUCUGAAUGUCACGAAUAAAGUGACGUUGCUUCUAGAAAGGCAGAUGACUAUCUUGAUUGCGCGUAUUAACUCUUUGGUUCAAACAUUUUGCACUUCCUGCAUCCAACAAAUUCAAUUUACUCCAGUCGUUAAAGCUGUCAAGCGUAUCUCUUUCUCUGUUAGUGUCUGUAAGUAUCAUGUCACCUUAAACAGUGAACUGUCAGUGAUGUCUGGAAGUCCUGCUGUGGUUAUGCGUCUGGUGGCCUCUGCCUACCGCGUGGCAGAGAAAGCUGGAGCAAUAGUGAGGCGGGUGCUUCAUAGUGGAGAACUUGGCAUCGUGGAGAAGACGGGAGCUAAUGAUCUGCAAACACUGGCAGACCGACUGGCACAGCAGAGCAUUUGUGCUUCACUUUCCAAGCGCUUCCCCAAAAUCACCAUCAUCGGAGAAGAGGAUCUUCCGGUGGAGGAGGUGAGCGGAGACCUCAUGGAGACUGGCCAGGAGGAGGAAAUCCUGCACAAGCCAUGUCCAGCAGAAUACAGAGAGCUGAAGGAGGAAGAGAUAGUUGUAUGGGUUGAUCCUCUUGACGGCACAAAGGAAUACACUGAAGCUUCGAUGUGUCUCAGGCGGCAAACUGAAGCCAGGACUCCACACAACCGGCCGGACACCUCGAAGCCUCACAGCACAGCUCUGUGGCUCCUGGAUAACGUGACUGUGCUCAUCGGCAUCGCAUAUGGAGGCAGAGCCAUCGCAGGCGUCAUCAACCAGCCCUUCUACAACUACCAGCUUGGAGAAGGAGCAGCUUUAGGAAGAACCAUAUGGGGAAUGGUGGGUCUGGGUGCCUUUGGAUUCGAGCUGCAGGAGGUUCCAGGUGACAGACGCAUCGUCACCACCACUCGUUCUCACAGUAACAAGCUGGUGAUAGACUGUGUAGACGCCAUGGAGCCUCAUGAAGUCAUAAGAGUGGGUGGUGCUGGAAACAAGAUAAUCCAGCUUGUCGAGGGUAGAGCCUCCGCUUACGUCUUCGCUAGCAUCGGAUGCAAGAAGUGGGACACGUGCGCUCCAGAGGCCGUUCUACAAGCCGUCGGAGGUAAACUCACUGACAUCUACGGCAACGCGUAUCGCUAUGACGCUAAUGUAAAACACAUGAAUUCUACCGGGGUCCUAGCGACGCUGCGCAACCACGAGUACUACACCAGCAGAGUACCACAGUCAGUGCUGCAAGCGCUUAAGUCAGAGUGAGGUCUGCUUCAGUAGGAACAACACUCAUGACCCUCACAUGGAGCCAUGGAAUCAACUCUAAUAACUGAUUAAUUUUAGGUUUUUAAAUGAUUAUUUGAUUAUACACUGUUUAUUUCAGUGUACUGCACAAACUAGUAUUUUGGUACAUGUACUGUAUUACUCAGCAACAGAGAGCAGCUCAACAACACGUCCAUUUAUUUCACUCAUUAAAUACAAACUCUUCUGUUUCCAACAUUCUUGGGUCAAAAGGAAAGUCAUAGCAAAGUCAAGGGGUGAUGCUGAAAGGAAAACUCAAAAAAACACUUUGGAUAGUGUGACCAUUCGAUAUAGUGAUGAGAAGACCAUUGCUGCUCCAGUUGGAUCUGUCCACAGGUUAGAACAAUGCUGCAUACAGACACCGCUAAAACCUAAUAAUUAUAUGUUUUGAUGCUUUUAUUUGCUGUUUCAUGCAGGCUGUGUUUGAGACUUUAUUUCUAUGUGCUGCUGGUUGCAAGGCAUUGGGUCCAAUCCUGCUGCCAGAGUAUAUUAGCCAGAACGGUAGAACGGUACAAACCUGUCAGUGGUAAUGAUCUUCUCAUCCAAAUUGCAAGAAUGUACAGUAAAUUAGCUUAUUUCACAAAAAUCCAUUCCUUGGAGCGGCGUGCAUGCGUUCACAACAUCACGACACGGGCAGUGAAGCAACUUUUCCUAAAAAAGGUUUAUAUUAAUAUUGCUGAACGGACUGAGUUCAUCACGUACCAUGGCAUCAGAGAAAGGAAAAGGAAACACCACUCACAUGUUCAUAGAAAUACCCAUAGAACAAGCACGGACCCUGCAGAUUCUGUUUAAACGUGAUCAAGCAGACUGAGAAAAGGCUGAGUGUUUGAGGCGCCUGCAGGGACCAGUCGGGGACCAGGGGAGGAGGAGGAGAGCCAGGGCCAGCCGCUCACCUCUUCUUGGGGGCUUGAGCGGUGCGGGGUGGGGUGACGGGGCGACCCGAAUUCACGCCUCCGUACUGGUACUUGGCCUUCUUCUCCGACGGCUUCAGGAUCUAAAAGACGGGAGGACGGUAGUAAUAAAAACGCCAGCAGCACAUUGAGUCAACAGACGGCUUUGUCCACCUGAAAGGAGCACAUGAGGGAGUCGUCCACGCUCAUCAUGCCGCCAGCGUUGUCGAACUCCCCGCAGUAGUUGGGGGCGGAAAACAGCGUCACCAGCUGCCGCUUGGCAAAGAACUCGUAUCCGUCUUCAACAACCUGGGAACAAUUUGGCCUCAUUUUAGAUGGGACGUCUGUCAUAUACAUUUUUGCAUGCGUUGAUGUUUACAGUGAGAGUCACACUACGUGGCUACAUGUGAUUCACCGUUUUUAAAGAAGUUGCCUUGAAUUAAAUUCUGUAACUUUCACUUGUACAAAUAAUUAUUUUCAAUAAAAUACAUUGAUUCUGUUUCUA
Molecule: messenger RNA, 2747 nt
Organism: Betta splendens (Siamese fighting fish)
Lineage: Eukaryota; Metazoa; Chordata; Actinopteri; Anabantiformes; Osphronemidae
Gene: bpnt1
Product: bisphosphate nucleotidase 1
Exons: 10
Coding region: 93-1316 (407 amino acids)
Biological process (GO): phosphatidylinositol phosphate biosynthetic process
Molecular function (GO): 3'(2'),5'-bisphosphate nucleotidase activity
Source: RefSeq, a predicted model, not a curated record